This is a messenger RNA of Australozyma saopauloensis, 726 nucleotides long. RefSeq names its product proteasome core particle subunit beta 6. The coding region runs from base 1 to 726 and encodes 241 amino acids. Gene Ontology annotation, cellular component: proteasome core complex. The record is from RefSeq and is a predicted model, not a curated record. Lineage: Eukaryota; Fungi; Ascomycota; Pichiomycetes; Serinales; Metschnikowiaceae. The transcript has a single exon.
AUGACCACGAUCGCCUCCGAAUACGGAAACGAAAACAAUUCAGUUCCUAUCGAACACAGGUUCAAUCCUUACUCAGACAACGGUGGUACCGUUCUCGGGAUUGCUGGUGAAGACUUCGCCAUUUUGGCAGGUGACACCAGAAUUGUUUCUGGCUACAACAUCGACUCGCGUUACGAACCAAAGGUGUUCGAUGUUGGCGACAACAUCGUAAUGACUGCCAAUGGGUUUGCCGCCGAUGGCGCUGCGUUGAUUGACAGAUUCAAGUCUGCUUUCAAGUGGUACAAGUUUGAUAACAACAACAAGAAACUCACGAUCCAAUCGGCUGCUCGCUAUAUCCAGCACUUGUUGUAUGGUAAGAGAUUUUUUCCCUUCUAUGUCAGCACGCUAAUUGCUGGUUUGGAUGAGGAAGGUAAGGGUGCUGUGUAUUCGUAUGAUCCUGUGGGUUCAUAUGAGAGAGAACAAUGUCGUGCGGGAGGUGCUGCUGCAUCUUUGAUCAUGCCUUUCCUUGAUAACCAGGUCAACUUUAAAAAUCAAUUCGAGCCUGGCUCCGAUGGCCGUGUCAAGAAGCCUUUGAGAUACUUGUCUUUGGAAGAGGUGCUAGCUUUGGUAAGAGACGCUUUCACCUCUGCCACUGAGAGACACAUUCAAGUGGGUGACGGUUUAGAGGUGUUGAUUGUUACAAAAGAUGGUAUUAAGAAGGUCUACUACCCAUUGAAGAGAGAUUAG